This is a messenger RNA of Epinephelus fuscoguttatus (brown-marbled grouper), 14150 nucleotides long. It is a transcript of the gene igdcc3, whose product is annotated as immunoglobulin superfamily, DCC subclass, member 3. NCBI's taxonomy places the organism in Eukaryota, Metazoa, Chordata, Actinopteri, Perciformes, Serranidae. Gene Ontology annotation, biological process: axon guidance; cell-cell adhesion. Gene Ontology annotation, molecular function: protein binding. The record is from RefSeq and is a predicted model, not a curated record. Bases 220 to 2511 code for a protein of 763 amino acids. The transcript has 14 exons. Gene Ontology annotation, cellular component: axon; plasma membrane.
CUGACAGAUUCCUGAUAGAUGGCUAAAAUGGCGAAAGCGUGUUCGACCCCAGCGAGCCACCAAACUGUAGCAGUGUAGGUCGGAACAUGUAGUAGCUGAAGCUGGAUAUCUCUCGUGUGUGUGCUUUUCUUUUUUUUAAAAAAACAAACACUCCCUCUUCGUCUAUUCACCUCACGUUGUCUUCUGCAAGUGCUGGAAUAUUUUCUAUAAGUGUUUUAAAUGGCAUCCACAAGGCGCCGCCGCCUUGUUCCGUGCUUUUUGGGAAUACUCCUAAACGCUUUAAUCGGUGUGAUGUGCGAAGCAGAGCUCUCCUUCACACUGGAGCCCACUGACAUCAUCGCUGUACAGGAGCAGCCCCUCAUGCUCCACUGCCAAGUGGACGGCAUCCCCCCAAUUACGACACAGUGGAGGCACAACGGCCUGCUGUUAACUCAGGAUAAGCAUCACACCACCUUCAUCAACGGCUCGCUCCUGAUCGCUCACUUCCAGAAGACCAAAUCCGACGGCUCGUCUGAUGAGGGCGACUACGAGUGCGUGGCCGAGAAUUCUUUUGGGCUGGUGGUGAGCCGCAAGGCCCGUAUUCAGGCAGCCACCAUGGCAGACUUCCAUGUCCAACCAGAGUCGGUGCACGCCGAGGAGUCCGGUGUGGCCAGAUUCCAGUGCCAGAUCCAUGGCCUGCCAGAGCCUGUCAUCAGCUGGGAAAAAGACAGCCGUCCGGUGGACACCGAGGACAAGAGGUACACUCUUCUGCCUACAGGUGUCCUGCAGAUUACAGGAGUGCGUGAGGAGGACAGUGGGAAGUUCUGCUGUGUGGCUCAUAACAGUGCAGGAGUGAAACACAGCACUGAGGCCCUCCUCACUGUUUCAGGCUCUCAGUCAUCUGUUUACAAAGAGCCUAUGAUAGUGGUCGGCCCAGAAAACCUCACCCUCACUGUUCACCAAACCGCCAUCUUGGAGUGUGUUGCUACCGGAUACCCUCGGCCCAUCGUGUCUUGGAGCAGACUAGACGGCCGUCCGAUUGGUGUGGAGGGAAUCCAGGUACUCGGCACAGGCAACUUGAUGAUCUCAGAUGUCGGUGUGCAGCACUCAGGGGUCUACGUGUGUGCUGCUAACAAACCAGGGACCCGUGUUCGUAGGACUGCUCAGGGACGUCUGGUGGUCCAAGCUCCAGCAGAGUUUGUUCAAGCUCCGCAGUCCAUCGCUCGGCCCGUCGGCACCACCGCCAUCUUCACCUGCCAGGCACAGGGCGAGCCAGAGCCCCAGCUCACCUGGCUGAAGAACGGGCAGAUUCUGGAGCCCGGGGGACACGUCAAACUCAGGAACAACAACAGCACACUGACGAUAUACGGCAUUAGCCAGGAUGACGAGGCUAUCUACCAGUGCAUUGCUGAGAACAGUGCCGGCUCCACACAGGCCAGCGCCCGCCUCACAGUGCUCUGGGCCGAUGGACUGCCCGGUGUGCCCACCAACGUGCAGGCCGAGGCCCUCUCACCCACCAACAUCCAGGUGUCCUGGAAGGAGCCGGAUCAGAACACUCAGGACAUCAUCGGUUACGUGCUCCACAUCCGCAGGACCUCAGACCCAGUGGAGAUGGAGUAUGAGGAGGCCGUGAGUAAGGUGACACUGCAGCAGAUCAUCAGGGACCUGGAGCCCUCAACCAGUUACACCUUCUACGUCAAGGCCUACACAUCCCACGGGGCCAGCAAACCAUCAGACAGUGUCACCGAGAGCACGCAUGGGGAGGUGCCAGCGCCGCCGUCCCUCUACACCAAGGUGGUGAACAGCAGUGUUAUACAAGCAACAUGGGAACCUUCCUCCAAGAUGGGCCAGCACCAAGGCUUCAGACUGUAUUACAGGAGAGCCCACACGCCGCUGUUUACUGGUCCCAUCAGCUUCCCUCGCAACGUCACCCAGUACAACAUCACUCAGCUGGAUCCUUCACUGGUCUAUGAGAUAAAGCUGCUCGCACACAACCAACACGGAGACGGCAACGCCACCCUGCGAUUUGUUUCACUUCGAGAGGCGGUGGAGAAAUCUGUGUUGGACACCCCGUGCGACUGUGUGAAAGACGAGCAGAGCAAAACAUCCACCACAGGCAUCAUAAUCGGCAUUCACAUCGGAGUCACCUGCAUCAUCUUCUGUGUGCUCUUCCUCGUAUUCAGCUACCGCGGCAGGUUAAUGAUGUGUAAGACGGUUCAGGCCACCCCCCAGGCGGGACACAGCGCAGUGCUGGAAUCCUCUUCCUCUUCCCAGGGGGCCUCAGGGCUGAACGGGGCUGCCAGGAGAGAGAUGGAGGUCAAUGGCAGCACAGUGGGGAAGAAAGUGGCUGACAGCAACGAACUGGAGAGACUUUUUACUCAACCCACCACACAAGAUACAUGUAUGUCUGACUCCUACGCGCUGAACGACACCCAGCUCUCUACGAUACCACUGGAUGAGUUUGCGCUGGAGCGGGAGACGCAGUUCCAGGAGCCUCCUGCAGCAGGAGCGGGUCGGCAGGACCAAGGCUGAUCAUGUAUGAAGGCCAAUUCACACGACACUGUCCACAGUGUCCACUUAGACUCUUCUCUCUCUCAGGUUGACAAGUGUUUCCUUUCAAAGUAGUUUUUCCUUUUGUGCAAAGAUUUUUUUUUUUUUUUUUUUUUUUUAAGUUAAGGAGUUCUAGAGGAUCUAGGACCGUAUAUCAGAGUGUUUGGGGCCUGAAGUUUGGGAGAGCUCUCUUCUGACAGACAGCUGUCUCCAGCCAGGCUAGUUAAACGCUCGUUAUUUUUUCAAUUUGGUCUUUUGUUAAUUUUCUGCUGUUGGGCAGCACACAGAAUAGAGGCCCCAUAAUGUCCUUGUUAUACAAUGAUGAUUUUAUUUUUAAGUUUAUAAAUAUAUAUAUACAUAUAUAUCUUUAUCAACUAUACUGUAUGUCGAAGUGGUUAUAAGUUAUUGGUCUUAUCUCUACUUUUCUGUGGAUGUCAAAGACUCCUGCUGCCUGCUCUCACCUACCAAUGAUUCCACCUUCUCGCACACAGAAGACCUCAGCCUUCUGUCUCAGGACUUUGUUUCAGUGGUAUCAACAUUUUUUUAUGAGUUCUCGGCCUUCAUACAGGCACUAGACUUGGCUGUGUGAACCUUACGAUUCAACAAAAACCUACCUCAGCCGGAAUGAAUGUGUUGCGGGAAGCUUUUAGGGACUUUACCUUCCCCUGUGCUCACAAUUACUUUACAUGCGGAGGAACUGAUUGGUUUGAAAAUUACAAGAUCAGGUGCCGCACUACCUCAGAUGUCAAGAAUCGUCUCUCUUCUCCUGCUUUUCAAAGCAAAACGAAAAAAGAAAAAGAAACGAGUAUCCAACAUAAAGCACUUCCAAAUGCUGAAGUUAAUGUUCUACCUCAAGAUAACAAUGUUAAUGUUGUCGCUGUUGUUGUUGUUGUUUGUCUGUUUAUUGCAUAAUGAAAAACCCUCUUUUCCCUCCUCUGUGAAAUCCCAGCUUCCCUCUGUUGAUGAAUAUGGUGUUUGUAGAUUCAAUGUCAGUACCUCAUGCAAGUUGACAGACUGAUAACACUGUUGUAUGAAUUACAGUAUGUUAGGAUGAUGUAUGAAUUAUGAUGUUCCAUUGUGAGCCCUUUUUUUUUUUUUUAGAUUUUAUCUCGUUCAAAACAUCAUAUUUUUUUCUUAAGUUGAAUGAAAAGAGCGUUAGAGAUACACUGCACUGCUUAUGAUAUGUUCAGGACUAUUUACUGCUCCAGACGGGAUACACAAUUUUUAAUUGGACCAAAUAAUAUGACCUACAGACAUCAGAUAUGUGCCUAAAAUUAUUGUAUGAUUGAAUUCUGUGUGUGUCUGUGUAGAUUAUGUUUUAUUGAUUGAAUGAAUGUUUCCACACCUAUAUGAUGUUUGUUAAACAAUUUAUCAAAAUUCCCCAAAAUUUAAUUUCACUGUUCUUAGUGUAAUGACUUAAAAGAAUAGUUUGACAUUUUGGGAAAUUUGCUCGUUAGCCUACUUGCUGACAGUUAGAUGUUACCACUCUUACUACUAGCUAUGAUGCUAUAACUGUUAGCAUGCACAGAUUAACCAGCUAAGAUGUAACUUGUUAAUUUUUCAACACAGUUUCCAGGGUUGGAAAUUAGCACCAGCCACCAGCCAAAUGCUUAAAAAAAAUGCAAAUGACUGAUAGGUGUUUGUAUCCACCAGCCACAAUGUCAGGUGGAGUUCAUUUUCAACCCUGGGUAGAGGUGUUGUGCAUAUCUUUGGACUUAAGAUAAAGCCAGGCUAGCUGUUUUCACCUGCUUCAAGUCUUUAUGGUAAGCUAAGCUAACUAGCUGUAACAGCUCUAGCCUCAUACUUAAAGGAAUAGUUUGACAUGUCGGGAAAUAUGAUUAGUUUCGUUGUGGUGGAAAGCUCGAUUAGAAGAUCGAUUCAACUCUCGAGUCUGUACAGUUAAUAUGAUCUAUGGCCACCAGAUGGUUAGCCUAGCUUAGCUUAGCAUAAAGACCUCUAGCCCCCAGCUCAUCUAUAGCAAACUAAAUAAUAUAUUAUUUAUCUUGUUUGUUUAACCCAUUCAAAAAACAAUUUCACCAAUUGGCUGUUUUAUUGGGGAUCUUGUUAUGGACUAUUUCUCAGGCCCUCAGGAAGUGCGCCAGGCUUCGAAGCUGAUUUUUUUUAGUGGCCAAACAGUGAAAUUACGAUGUCUAGGUCCAUCACAUGAUGCCAUCAGGCCCAAAAAGAUCUUUUCCCAUAGACUUAAUGGUGAAAAAGACAUCUGUAAAUUAGUGGCUCAUUUUUUUUGAGCAUCACAACCCCUUCAAAAUGAAUCAUUUCACUUUUGGGAUUUGGUCCAUUCAGUCCAAUAAGAUUUCUAAAGUCCACAAGAACAGCACAAUUUGCUCCCCAUUCAAGAUAGCAGAGCGCUACACCAGAAGUUUUCCGCUCAGCUUGUGAGAAUCUGUAAUGCGCUUGCUCUAUGGGCCCAAUGAUGUAGAAGAUCUGGGUAAUUAUGUACCCAUGCAGGCUUUUUUUUGGCUUCAAGUGCCACUGAGCAACUUUCACAGGAAUGAAUGGGCCCUGCAUCCAGUUCUCUUUACACAUCUAUGCUAUUUUUUGACAGUGAGCAGUAGCUUCGUGAAGUCUCCACCAGUUGCCUCGCAACUUAACAGAGAUAGUUGACAGAGUGGUAACAUUCUCCUCUAACUUUUCACCCAACAGCAAAUGAGCUAAAAGAACUAUUCUUUUGGUUUAAAUAAGCAGCAGUGUAUUUCUAACCUCUCUCUGGAUAUUUGUUGCUACAGUACUCUUAGUAAUAUUUUUUCCACAUCACAUUAUCUGCCUCCUUUUUAAACAAAAGUAGUAGCCUUCAGACUUACGGUGCCCAGGAGACAUGACAGUUGCUGAGCAUGCUUGACUAUUGUUACUCUCUUCCCAAACCCACAACUGCUGCUUAGCAUUCUCCCUCCUGACGACACUGACUAGUCAAAGUGCUUCAGGAACACCGUGUUUAUAAUAUAGCUGGUUGUUGACAGCCACGGGCAGAGAGCUGGCUGAGGGAGAUAGACGGUCGUUGGUUGGCUCUACGAUCACAGGGCUUCUCUCUCCAGCUCUCCGCUCUGUGUCGUCACAUACUAUACAGGACUUGCUCUGAUGCAUCAUGGUAACCUACCUCAACCCUGAUUUUGGCCUUUCUCUCAGGUCUUUAUGAAGAAACAUACAGAGUAUGAACAAUGGAGGAAUACACACAUACGUAUAUAUAAAUGUAUAUAAAUAUAUAUAUUGCAAUUGUCGCCACAUGCUGCCACAGAAAGGGACACACAGUAAAACACAAACACACAAAUGGAGGGAGAACUUUUUAGGACCUUUAUCUCAUGCACUAACUAUGAAAAUGGUUCACGCUUAGUUUCUAGUGGAUGUGAAUGUGUAACUUUGGUUAUCAUCAGAUUUUUUUUUUUUUUUUUUUCAUAUCACAAGCUGUUAACUUUAUUUUUUUUCACUGGUGUUUGACUUAAUAUCCUCUGUUGAAAGUUAUUCCAUGGAUAAGUAAACUAAGGAAAGUAAUGUGGGCGGCACUUACAACUCGAACAUGCAAACAAUUUAUUGAUUUGCCUUUCUGGCUCUUAAUCCAGAGCGUGACUCGUCAUUACCUUAACUAUUCUGCAUUCACGUGAUACUGUUCAGAUUGAUUUUAUGAGCAGCCGAGUGGGAGAAACGAUUGAUGUCAGACUCCUAGUUGUAAUUCCAGGUUGGUGAUAUCUGGAAUAUCUGACAGCUCCAAUAUCUUCCACUUAGCCAAAACAAGUACGGAGGAACAAACUAGAACUGUCACUUCCUCAGAAAAUCUAAAUCAAGUAGCCUAAAUUUGAUUAAGUAUUGUUCAAAACAUUGUAGACGUGACCUUGUUUCAUUCAUUUGCCGUCCCUCUGCUGCCUCACUGGAGUGACAAGUUUGCAAAGUCAGUAGACCAACCUUUUCCUUUAUACGCGUUAUCCACAUCUAUGGUGUUAAAUCCAACAUUCUUCCUCUCAUCACCUCUCAGAUAGUUAAACACAUUCUCGCUCCGACCUCGUCACAUAUCGACAUUUGGUCAUGGAUCUUCCACGUCCAGAUACGACAUGAAAGGUACCCUGGGUGCGUUGGUUUCUGAUGUUCUGGGACGUUGUGUCAGGUCGGUGCUUGUUGGACCCAUCCACCAUCCCUCCUGCCCGCCCUACUUGGACUUUUGCCGCCUUAACUUUCGCUGUUUUCCCACCAUGUUUCCACCUGAUGCCGCCGAGCACCGUUUGACUAUAACAACAACCGCCAUAUCAUGCCGACGUUAAAGAACGGCUUUUAUCAUCAGUGUCUGACACCGCAAGUCACUGCCAAGGCACCAAAUUUCGACAACUUCAGAGUGAGACCGGGUUGGAUAGUUUGGUAUCGUCAGCUCAGCGCCCUACUUUUCAGUUAGCUUUUUCCGUUUGAUAUCGGUUCACUAAGAGGCAGCAGAGCAUGCAAUUCAAAGACCGACAGGGCAUUUUGAUUGCAGUUUAUUUGGCUGGAUUCGAAUGAGCUACACACGACUUGUAUGCAGUAGGCGAUUUGAGAUGGGACAAUGGGGGAUGCCAACCCCCUUGUUAACCUGCCAUCCUUCUUCAUCCCCAGGCCUGGACCCAGACCUAUUACUGAUAAAUUAUUGACAACUGUUCAGUUUUAACGAAGCGCUUAGUGACGCAGAAUUUGUAGCUUUGGUUGAGUGACCAAGAAACUCACAGACCAAUUACACAAGUUAAAUCAUCUCCUGUGACGCUACUCAGCCAAUCAAAUCUGUGCAUUCCGAUUGGCAUUGCAGCUCCAAUGAGAUACUUACUCACAAGUCGGCUACUAGUUGAAUGUAUCUGGUUUCACACAACAAAUACUGAAUAAAUACAAGUACUACACUCUGUAAACCAGGCUAACACUGGGGCUAGCAGCUUGGGCUAACGCGUAAAUACAGUCACAAUAAGUGGACGUUUUCCAGUUUUCCCAUUUUGUUAAUAUUGCAUGAAUGCAGCAUAAGGUGUAAUGACAAUACAGGAAAUUGGAAAAUAGUUUUCAAAUUCGAUUUUUGGCUCAAUAUACAGUAUCAUAUCUUCUGAUCAUCUGCGACAUUCCACAUGAGAGUUGUUUGUGUCCCCACAGCCGAGAAUCACCUCCCAUCUUUGUGUGUUCUUCAUUAUACAGUUUCCAUCUUAGUGAUCAUCUUAGCAUCUGUGAUGUUAUGCCUUUUAAAUUUAUUUGUUCAUGCUUAUUUGUUUGCAGAUUUUUCUCCUUGCAUCCAUUUCUUGUAUUUAAUUGUACGCUGCGGUGUUAUUAUCAUGUUACACGUGUUGGAAAAACAGUAACGGUACUUGUCAAAAUAGCAGAACAAAUGCUCGAACCUAAAUGUCUCCUGCUUGUAUAUUUAUUAACUGCCAAUGUGAUAUUUUCUCUCCGGGGCUGCUGCAGCCUUAAUCAGUGUAUUUACUUCUACUGAGAGUAAUUUCACUGGGGAAACAAGUGGUGUGCUUUUCUUUCUUCCUUUCUUCCUUCCUUCCUCUGUCCCUCGGUGUAAUUUAGGGUUAAUCUCCUCCUGCAGGAAAUUGCCCACAUCUCACCCGUGGAUGUGACAGGUUUUAGUGCCAUACUGUUUAACCUGAUUCACUGGGAAUGUGGUGCAGUGACGAUCAUGUUUACGUGAUUAGACUUUAAUAGGUCAGGUUGUCCUUUUGCUUUAUAAUAUUCCAACUUGUGUGAUUUAACAGAGCCCUCGAAGCUGUUCUCACUGACUGACAGUGCUCUAACUCCAUCACAGUUAGUGAAAAAAAGGGGCCUUUGUCUUAUAUAUUUUGCAGCCUUGGGAAGUGCUAUAUCACCAAACUCUGCUCCUGUCAGUUAGCCAGCCUCCUUUUUUCUUCGUUCAAGAAUCCUGACCUUUGGACAGGGAGAGUGUGUGCUCAGGGACUCUCUGAUCCUCUUGCUAUAUGUGCAUCAGCAGGCCGCUCUUGGCCUUCUGGGUUUUACAUGAUUUUACUCUUUAAAUUCUUCUUUGUGCCCAGUUCAGACAGAUUCACUGUCAGGGAUGUCUUCUUUGUCGGUCAUUUGCGUAACUAAGAGAAAGUGUUGGCAGCAUGUUCAAACACUUGUCCACAGUGUGGCUGCUCUGCUGGAAACAUAAAGGGCCAACUUCUCAGAAAAUAGUUCACUUGCUACCCUUGUGUGCCAGAGGAUGAUGAAAACAAAGACAUAGGGAUUAUACAUUAACAUAAGGUUGCAACUGCAGUGGAAAAAUUAUCUGUGACAACUUGAGGGAACUCUCGUUCACACGGAGAGUCAACAAUUUUUUACUCUCAGUGAAAGAUUACUGUUAAUGCCUCAAAAUCCCUCACAAAUCUGCCUGAAAUACCUCAGAAGCGAUCGACUUCUGUGUUAAUGCUCCUGCUCACUAUGGAAAUCAGAUAACUUAAAACCAUCUGUAGUUCCUAAUUUAUGUUGAUAUUCAUCCAAGAGCUUAAACAAGCAGUCAGUGAGUUGGUAAGUCUAUCUGCAGAAGAAAUAAUUAACAAUUUAGGAGAUUUUUAACGCAAAAAUGCCAAAAAUUAACUGUGAAAUUGUGAGAAUUUACUGCUUGAAACAAAACAAACAUUUUAGGGCCUUUUUUACACCCGAAUGAACCAAGGUCCAAACCAAGGUUCAUGUCUUUGCUACAUUGAACACAUUUGAUUCGGACAGUUUUGGUUUCACUCUGCGUUUAUACGAGCUAGGGAUGUUCCUGGGGACUAAUUUCCCUGUUGACUAAACGAAAAUUUUCAUUAAGACUAGUCGACUAGUCUAAAAAUUGUAUUCAGGCUCAACAUAUUCCAUUAACUUCCUGAAGCUUUACCUUCAGCAAACUUUAGUGGAAGCAUAUCUUGCAAGGUCAUUGUCGUGAUGAGCUGCGUUAUCUUGUCAGACCAGGCGGGAUCACAGCAGCAACGAUGUCAAAUUGUGGCUAGCACCGUUGCUUGAGUUGAAUGUGGUUAUGUAUUGCUCCAGUCGAGUGAUUAUAUGCUAUGCCGUUUUUUCUGACACAGUUUACAUGCUACAUCGUUUCCAUUUUCUAGAUCAAAGUACUGCCAAACCGCACUGGUUUUAAGAGAGAACAUCGCUCUUAUUUUCCACCGUACUGUUUUAAAACUCCAGUCGACUCGAGCAUUUCCGCAGGGAGGGGACUGCUGUCUGACGGCUCUGUAGCCCCCACUAGUGGCGGGCGGCUGCAUGACAGUUUAGCGGCCUUGUACCUGAAUAAAACACUAAUUGGUUUAACCAACUAAUAUUCCUGGUGCUGACUAGAGAGGGGGAGGACGUUUAAUCAUUUAGACGACUGAUACGAGCGCACUAAAGAACUAUACAUGAAACACCUACGUCCUGUCAUCAUCACCUACGUAAGCUGCGUCUGCUUCUGAUUGAAAAGUAUUUAAAAAAUUUUUGAGUUUUUCCAACUGACUCUAUAAAGUCGUAUCAUCCUCUCCCCAUGUGCAACCACAACUCAUUUUGUUGUGUCUGUUGUUCAUGGUCAACCUGACACCCACACUCUCUCUGUCACCUAAUGCGCAUACACUACGCUGGAGGCACUACACUACUCCUAUCACAUGCGAUAGCCUGCCAAAACUUCCUUUAAUUGGUCUUAAAGUCUGAACAUUUCAAAGAUUUUCACACCAGAAACCAACCAAACCAUUGUCUAGUUUGAUCCUGACCACCUCUUUUCAACAGGUGUGUUUUUGUCCAGACCAUGAUCCAGGGAAAGGUCUCACAUCUGUAACUUUGGUUCAGAUCAAACUGUAAAGUCCAAAACUCCAGAUCAAAUGAGGCAGGUGUGAAAGGGCCCUGACAGAAGUGAUAUUGAGCUUUAGAAACUUGUAAUUUUUCUGAUAUUUCAUAAACCAAACUAAUAAUUGACUAACAGAGAAAAUAACGGGCUCAUGAUUUGAUGAAACACAAAGAAUAACAGGUCUCAGCUGUCAUUCAUCCAUACUUGUUCUCAGGUUCUCACAAAGAAGGCAUCCUGAACUGGGCAUGUGCAGGAUUUGUUUCUCAUGGCCAGUAUAUGGCUCCAGCUGUUUAGACUAUGUGUCUGUGCAGUUCUCUGUCUUAUGCAUUAACUGAACACAGGUAACCAGAUCCAGUCAGGACAACAUUAGACUGACACUGUCUCACUGUAUAAUGUCUGUUAAGUACGAUGCUGUAACUCAAUGGUUGAUUUAAUGGUGAGGAUGUUUUGGGUAACCUGAAAUAUUCUCACUCUGGUUUCUCUAAAAGUCCAAAGCCUGAUGCAACUAGCCUCUGCUUGAAAUCUCAUUUACAUUAUGUGGUAUUGAUCGUUGUGGCACCACAUGAUCAUCCGAUAUGAUUGUGAAUUGAUUACAUUUCCGAUGCAUUUAUCUCUAUGGUGUUCUGCUCUGAGACCCCGAUGACUGUACAUGUCAAAUAAUGCUGAGUUUAAAGAUUUUCCGAGUGAUUUAUACUCUUGUCAAAUGGUGAUUUAAUGUAAAUGUACUUUAAUGUUUGAGAUCAGUAUUAUAUUUUAUAUACCUCUGUCAAGAAAGCAGAUUGAAUCCAAUGUGUUUAACGGUAGUAGGCAGAGAGAAACCUACAGUAGAUCUGCAUGAGAAACGAAAAAGCUAACGUGUUAUUUAAGCUGAAAUGAAAAGUGUUAGUUAAUCAUUAUUGGACUUGUGAUGGUAGCACUGUGAUAUUUAGCCGAAUAAUGGCAAAAUAAUGUUGUGAUCUCAAUAUGGUGACUACUGAUGGUCCCAUCUCGCAUUGUCGGUCAAUCUGUCUUGAUGGUGUCUGUUGAUGAAAACAGGUCGUGUGACCUUUUUCCGCUGACAAAUCUAAACCUGUCUCGUCCUCGCUGAUGCCUGAUGAUCACCUCAUCCUCAUCCUGUUCCCACCAGUCAUCCUCACAUGAGUGACUCGGGGUGAGGUCCUGUCAGCGCUGUUACCGUUUAAAGUGACAAGUUGUUUUCAUUUUCCUUCACAAACCAUCGUUGCUUGAGGAGAAUGUCUGUUCUGUAUUGAUGUUGUCAACACCAUCUAAAGCUGCUCGGUCAUCAGUAAUUUGGCCACUGAAAUAGAAAAAGAGUAGAGUCUAUUGGGCAGGUGAUCGAACCCACACACCUGUCCUGCGAGGUUAGUGUCAAACGUCAAAGUCAAUACCAGCAUGUCAGUAAAGAGAUCAUUGUUUAAGUCUGCUUACAGAGACAUGCAUUGUAAAAUCUUCCUGUAUAGAGCGCCACAUUUAUGUUUGUGAUUCACAGUCUGAGCUUCGAUCCUGCUCCACUGCAGGCAAAAGAGUAUUUAAUCUUAAAGGGAAAACGACGCUGAUAUAUUGCUGCCAUGUGAAACCAUGUAGGUGUAAGAAUAUUAGACCUGCUCUUGCCCAGUGUUGCUGGUUUGCAACAAGAAUUUCACUUGUGUUCAAAUUAGAAGAACUGAUGAGUGAUUUGUUUUAUUUAUUAAAACUAAUUUUUAUUCAGUUGGCCAAGAAAAGGAUUUGAAUUUGAAAUAUUGAAUUUGUUUUUUUUUAAAUCUACAACUGUAAAACUUGCAAGUCGACCACACGUGAAGUUUAAUCUCCAUUAUUAGGUUUAAAGUCCCCAAAAGCUUGGUUUCAAAGCCCAAGUUUGGCUUUAUAACAUUAGAUAUUCAUGAUUAAAGAGGCAACAAGGUUGAAAUUCAGAAGAAAAAAAAACAUAAUAAUAACAUCAGUCAUUUAUCGAGAGUUUAACUAGCUAAUCUGUUUCAUCAGGAUAUAUUUCAUCGACAGUAAAUCCAAACCACCCCACAACAUUAUAGAAACAGAGCAAUUUAGCCCCACCCACACCAAAGGGGAAACAAUUAAUCGCCGCUCACUGACUGUAUUGCAUGAACGUACCUCCAUGUUUCUACCAUCUGCUAGCAAACAACAGAAAAUGCCUAAAAGCUGCUGUGUGGUGGGAUGCACUACCAACAGCGCUAAGAACCCAGACCUAAGAUUUUACAAACUGCUGAACCAAAUUUUAAGAAGACAGUAGUGGAUACUGUGGAACUCAGUUGCAUUUGCAGAGAGCAUCUUGCUAAGUUGACUGGAUAAACUGUGGAGGUUGAAGCUAACUUAGCAAUGUAAUGCCUGGUCUCAAACUUUGUUAGGUUAAACAAUGAUUUUACCUCUUGAGUUGAUGAAAUAGUUGUAAAUAUCAAAGUAUUUAGAUUCUGGCCAUUCAACAGGACCAUUUCUCCAAGAUUAGCAAGGUAUUCAUCCCUGUUACUGGGGUUUUUUGGGGGAAGUUUUUCCUUAUCAAAGGACAGAGGGAUGUCGUAUGCUGUAAAGCCCUCUGAGGCAAAUUGUGAUUUGUGAUAUUGGGCUUUAUAAAUAAAAUUGAAUUGAAUUGAAAAUUAAGGAGAAGGGACACUAAGAUAUGAUACCAUUACUGACUAGACAUAGGAUGCUUAAACGAUCCUUUGACUUGCUGAAAUCGUUUCAGUGCUUGGUUGCAUAUUGUGGAGGUGAUUGUUUUCCCCAAUGAUGGGUUUGGUUUGAAGAGUGUGACACGUGUCUCUAUUAUAUCACGACAUGCUAAAUCCAGAUUCGUGCGCGGAUGUGCAUGACAUCAGUUUUUACCAACUCAGCCAUGCAUCCCUCAAAGCAAUUAUGGGAGCAAAGUCAAAAACACAAAUACAGAAAUCACCAAAUUUGUUCUUACUUUGGCGGACAUGGGGUUAAAAAAGCAUUGUGGUCUGUGUGUUGGCUCCGUUUAUAACUUUAUUGGCAUCAACCAGGAUUCCACCAGCAAAAUCAGGCUGUUUUUUUAUGUUUACCAUUCUUUUUCAUACAGAUUAAUAUAUUACAAAAACCACUGUAGAUUCUCACUGUAAGUCCUGGUGAAGCAGAUACAAUGAGGACAGUAAUCUUGGCUUUUAUGCUCAAAGAAUUGCAGUUUUUUUCCCCAGUACAAUAUGUGACCACAACAAAGGGCAAGAGAAGGUCUGUCAGCCAUUUUAUUCUCACCUCAUUAGAGUUGCUUUUACUGAUACUACAGUUCAUUAAAAACGAGUAGAACUUCUAUUUUAUCUAUGCAGUUUUAUUUUUAUUUUUAAAUCCUACAGGGUUCAAAUGUGGUGCCAACCUGAAACCAAAAACCAUAUGCAUUACCAGCUGCGUAAACUACUUGUUUAAUGUCACAAAACAAGCCUCAAUUGUUGUGUUACCUGCGUUCGAUUAGCCGAUCGACCAGUUGGAACAAAGGGAGCGCAAAUCUGUACAGCCAGCUCACGAUCACACAUCUAUCUGUCAGUGUCUGUCUGUCUGUCUGUCUGUCCGUCUUGUUAUAUGUCCGUCUGCUGAGGUGCCUCCAUCUGCCCGUACACUGUCUUCUCCCACAGUUUAAUUCAGGUCAAUAUGAGAUGAUUUAAUAAGCGUUCUCAGAGCAUUGUCAGGGAUCACUGCUGUAUGUUUCCACAAAGUUAUGUUUCUACACUCUCUCUAGACCAAGGUGUAAAUCUGUAUACAUAUCCACAUAUACAGUGUGUACUGUAUGUGUGUAUGUAUGUAUGUGUGUGUGAAAAGGCAAAAUAGACCAUUUUUAGUGGUUUGUAUUGUUUUAGGGUUCAUUGUGCAAAACUGAAGAAAAAAACAAUAACAGUGAUAAUAAACUAGA